Molecule: messenger RNA, 1779 nt
Organism: Naumovozyma castellii
Lineage: Eukaryota; Fungi; Ascomycota; Saccharomycetes; Saccharomycetales; Saccharomycetaceae
Gene: HIP1
Product: histidine permease
Exons: 1
Coding region: 1-1779 (592 amino acids)
Source: RefSeq, a predicted model, not a curated record
AUGCUAGGGAGUCCAUUGAAGAGGGAAUAUUGGAAUGAGAUGAUUACAGGCUCCAAGUCAUCAGAAGCCGGAAAUAUAGAUGCCAACUUUGCCCUUGAGGAGAAGGAUUCCACUCUUUCACCUCUUGCAUCCUUGGAUUCUAAAGUGCCACAUGAAAAAAUUCAAACGACUACCGAUUUUGCUUCGGUAAUUUCGCAUGAAGAUGAUAUCAAUAAUGUUAAUCUGAAUAAAAAUCUUUCCAUCCGUCAUUUGUUAACUUUAGCAGUCGGUGGAUCUAUUGGUGUUGGUCUAUUUGUCAACUCAGGUGCUGCGCUGGCAUCCGGAGGCCCAGCGAGUUUAGUCAUUGAUUGGAUUAUCAUUAGUACCUGUCUUUUCACAGUGAUUAAUGCCCUAGGUGAGAUGGCCGCAGCAUUUCCUGUCGUCGGAGGGUUUAACGUUUAUAUUACUAGAUUCAUUGACCCAUCUGUCGGGUUUGCUGUCAAUAUAAAUUAUUUGGCGCAAUGGUUGGUACUGUUACCUUUGGAAUUAGUUGCUGCAUCCAUGACUAUUAAGUAUUGGAAUGAAACCAUUAAUUCUGACGCCUGGGUAGCGAUCUUUUAUUGCGUUAUUGCAUUGGCUAAUAUGCUAGAGGUGAAAUCCUUUGGUGAAACAGAAUUUGUUUUAUCAAUGAUUAAGAUUCUUGCCAUUAUUGGAUUCACUAUUUUGGGGAUUGUGUUAGCAUGUGGUGGUGGUCCACACGGUGGUUUCAUUGGUGGCAAAUAUUGGAAUCAUCCUGGUUCAUUUGUGGGUCAUAACUCAGGGACUAAAUUCAAAGGGUUGUGUUCUGUAUUCGUUACAGCUGCAUUUUCCUACAGUGGGAUCGAAAUGACUGCUGUGUCGGCUGCCGAAAGUAAAGAUCCAAGAACUACUAUUCCCAAGGCGGCCAAGAGAACGUUCUGGUUAAUCACUGCAUCAUACGUCACAAUUUUAACUUUGAUUGGUUGCUUGGUUCCCUACGACGAUCCAAGACUAUUGAGUGGUACUAGUUCUGUUGAUGCAGCCUCAUCCCCUCUAGUCAUUGCCAUAGAAAACGAUGGCAUUAAGGGUUUGCCUUCCUUAAUGAACGCCAUUAUCUUGAUAUCUAUUAUUUCCGUAGCCAAUAGCGCAGUCUAUGCGUGUUCCAGAUGUAUGGUUGCCAUGGCUCACAUCGGUAAUGUCCCUCGAAUUUUAAACCGUGUUGAUACGAAAGGCAGACCUAUGAACGCUAUCAUAUUCACAUUAUUUUUUGGGCUAUUGUCGUUUGUGGCUGCUAGUGAUAGACAGGCAGAUGUAUUCACCUGGUUAAGUGCCCUUUCUGGAUUAUCCACCAUAUUCUGUUGGAUGGCCAUCAAUUUAUCUCAUAUUAGGUUCAGACAGUCCAUGGCAAAGCAGAAUAGAUCAUUAGAUGAACUUCCAUUUUUGUCUCAAACAGGUGUAUGGGGGUCGUGGUAUGGUACUAUUGUUCUCUUCCUUGUCCUAGUGGCAUCUUUUUGGACUUCUUUAUUUCCUUUGGGUGGGACCUCAGCGGAUGCAGAAUCAUUUUUUGAAGGUUAUUUAUCGUUUCCUAUCUUAUUAGCGUGCUACUUUGGACAUAAAUUGUACGUGAGGAAAAGAGAAUUUAUGGUUGGAUUGGCGGAUAUGGAUCUAGACACAGGCAGAAGGCAAGUGGAUUUGGAUGUUCGUAGAGAGGAACUCAGGCGUGAAAGAGAGGAGCUGGCCAAGCAAAGUUUUUUUAAAAGUUUUUUGCAUGUGUGGUGCUGA